AUGGACAAUUAUGGUUCAGACGGCAGUACCGAUGGCAGUAAAAAUCGUCCAGACAAAUCCAAGUCCAGAACGCGGACAAAAACUGGCUGCAUCACCUGCAGGAUACGUCGCGUGAAGUGUGAUGAGGCCCGACCUAAAUGCAACAGAUGUAUUCAGUCCAAGCGCGAGUGCGAUGGCUACCUCCCUGCGCAGGCUCAGCAAGGGGGUCUUUCAGGUCAUGCCAUGGAACGAGGGAGCCCGUCAGUCCAGCAUCUUUCCCGCCGUGCACUCACACUCGCCGUCCGCCAGCUCAAUUAUGUUGGGCCGGUAUCACGCGUCCUAGCAACUGGUCCUCAAGUACCAGGGGACGCCGUGUCCUGCUUCGACUUCUUCCGCUUCCGUGUGGGUUCCGUGGCCCCGACGGCAAGAUACGAUCCCUUGGGCAACCAGCACGGAUUCUGGGACCGCACUCUGCUACAAACUGCCCACGUGGAGCCGGCAGUAUGGCACGCUGUAGCAGCACUCGGUGCACUUCAGCGAAAAUGGGAGGUUGUGUCUCGGCUUUCUCAAGACUCUUUCUCCCAAAAUGAGGGGGGAUACAGCGACAGCGGAUCGUCAGUCGACAGAGAUACUGGCAAGUUUGAAGACGCAGAUCAAAAAACAUCGCAAAUGGACUCGAUCUCAGUCCAAUUGGCUAGCCAAGCUAGCAAAAGCUAUAUCCAAGCUUUGAAGAUCUCCAGCUCUAUCACCGACGUCAACGCUAUACUAGUCCUCAGUAUUGCGUUGGCUGCAGUCUCUAAUCUCACGGGGAAAUGGGUUGAUAGCCAAGUCCACAUUCUCGCAGCAGCCAAGCUCGUUGAUCAACUUGCAGACGAAGCCAAAGGAAGACCGGUCUCAGAACUGAAUAUCAACGACGCGGCUGAUAGUCUGGCGGGACUGGAUCUACAAUGGCUAACUUUCCAAACUUCACAAGCACCUUACCCAUAUCUCAAAAACCAGCUACUUGGCCAUGCGCUAAGGAGGGCCAAAGAGAUCAAGAGCCUUACACAUGCCCAUGAUUUACUGAUGGGCAUUAUGAGGCAGAUUUGGCUUGAAGCAGGCAGUCCCGACACAGAGCAGCCCAACAAUGAUAAUGCUCACCAAAGUGACAUCAAUAUAUUGGCAGACUUGGCGGAGUGGGAACAGAAGAUGCUUCAAUUCUUAAGUCGUACCAAUGUAAAGGAGCCGAGCCCAACCCUAAUCUUCCUCAAGAUCUGCCACACAACAGUCCAUCUCAUUAUACUCGCCGGCAUCACAAAACCGGAUUAUAACGAGCUAUCCUGGGAUGCCCAUCUUGCUUAUUUUGAGCGCAUUAUCGCGCUAAGCGCUCUUUACAUUCAGUCAGAGGUCUACAAGAAUCCACUUCUCCCGUCGGUGGUUUCUCUGGACGGCCCAGGAAUAAUUAUGUCACUCUGGCUAGUCAUCUUCCGCUGCCGUCAUCCCCUUUUACGAAGACGGGCCCUUGGGCUCCUUCGCGCUUCAAGAAGGCAGGAGGGCGUAUGGAUGAGCACAAGCGCGGCAGCCGUGGCACAGAGACUCGUCGAAGUCGAGGAGGCUGGGCUUGGAGGGACAAUGGGCUCCUGGGGUCCUGUGUCAGAGCCCGCAUUCUGUUCAUUGGAGCCCGUCACAUUGUUUGAGCAAGAUUGGCUGAAGCAAUUUGAAGCUGAGGAUCUUGAUCCGCGAACUUGGGUCUUGGGAGCGGGGAGUUGGACGGCCAGAACGAGCUGGGAUUUGCCUGCAGCGGAUCUGAUUCCACUGGAGAAGCGGAUCAUAGAGAUCUGGACAUUCGCUCAGCCUUACGAUCCUAGGAAGGGGAAAUCUGAGGCCGAAAUCACACUUUACUUCGUGGAUCCCGACAUGCCAGGCAACGUAAAGCAGCAAAUCAUCUCAGUCAAUUUUUGA
Diaporthe amygdali is the source of this 1920-nucleotide messenger RNA. RefSeq lists its product as uncharacterized. Lineage: Eukaryota; Fungi; Ascomycota; Sordariomycetes; Diaporthales; Diaporthaceae. The transcript has 3 exons. Gene Ontology annotation, biological process: regulation of DNA-templated transcription. Gene Ontology annotation, molecular function: DNA-binding transcription factor activity, RNA polymerase II-specific; zinc ion binding. Bases 1 to 1920 code for a protein of 639 amino acids. The record is from RefSeq and is a predicted model, not a curated record.